UAUUUUUGUUUCUACUGUGUUUCAUCCAACUACCUAACGUUUAAAACAAAGAAGGUUUAAAUUUUGAUGAUUGUUUCUGUGGCGAAGAUGAAAACGACCGUGAGAGAAUCCAUUUAGAGCAGAGCUGCAAAGCUGUAAUGGUUUCAUUCUCAAUACCUUUGAAGACGUCAAAAAAAUCGAAUCACUUCAACAGAAAGAGAAGCUACAAACUUUACGCCGUAACCUGGUUUGCAUAAUCUUCGUACAAGGAAAAUAAGAUUUUCAUCGACUUCCUACAUCAUCUACUUAUUUAGUAAUGAGAAAACGACUGAAGUAACGGCAUUGACGGAGACUUGAGGACUGACAAAGUAUAUAUAAGAUGAGUCCAAAUGUCCCCACAAUGGUCAUUAAAUCCUUAACCAAACACAGAAGACUCUCUCAGCCAUUGUUAUUCAGUCUAGUAUUCCUUGCUUUCCAACAUACUGCUUGUUUAAUAUACCCCUACCCGGUGUGGGGAUCUCCGUAUCAGACCGCCGACCAUUUUUGGCCGUUUCAAAACAUCACGUCGGAAGGAUUGCUCGAGGAUGUCCAGGGUGCUGCACACACUAUUGUUUACAAUGGAGGUAAAAUCAAGAAAGUGGAUCAGCUUGGUACUUCACUCUUUUUUGAUGGCAAGGAUGACUGGGUCGACACUGGCAACUUUCGACAAUGCAGCGAGCUACCUGAAAUGAAGUACGGCUGCGGCUUCAACGCCGAUUGUGUGACAGAUCCARCUCGCUGCAAAGAAGGUUUCACUCUUGCUUUCUGGCUCAAAGUCUAUGGAUCUGGWUAUAUCAUGUCCUCUGGUUCAUUCACGAACUCUAAACGCGGGCCAGGCUUUCGGCUCGUCUACGACACCUCUAUCAGAGGCUUUGAAUUUAUUUUAGAAACUGCRACUAAACGAUGGCGAAUCCACGUCCAGGGAGACGUUAAUCAAUGGAUUCACAUGGUUUUCUCGUGGAAGGAGGCUAAUGGUAUUGAAUACUAUGAGGAUGGCAACCUAAGUACGCAUAAUAACAAGUAUUUCUCCCUUACUGCAAGRCCUAAGAGGUACACCCCUGUCAUAACUCUAGCAAGACCCAAUAAUGUCAUGGAGGUCCGAAAAUUUGGCCAUUUUGAGAUCUCACARUUUGGUGUUUGGAUGAAGUGGUUAUCACAUAUAGAAGUGGCGGGUGUGUAUAUCAAUGGAGUCGUUUACAACCAAAAUACCGCGGUUUGCUGUUAUUAUAAAACCGUUGGACAUUGUGUGACGAACGAAUGCUACAAUCCAGAAUAUUGCAAAAGGAUCGACGCAACUCAUAAAUGCUUGUGUCCUCGAGUCAGCAUGCAGCUCGAAACAUGUAAAGAAAAAAUCAAGGGUUAUUGCGCGGAUGAGAUUGCUAGUUGCAAGCUGUACGCAAACCAACCAAAAUACUGCGAGCACCGAAAAAUGAGGGAUGUGUGCCCGCGAUCUUGUCAGUACUGCGCUGUAGAUUCAUCGACUGAAAAACCMAUUCAAGAGUUAGUGGGCGGGCGCACAUCGAUCAUGCAGGGGAUCUCUCCCAACAACCCUAGUUCUUCUUCUUCAUAUUCUGGAGGUGGUGGUGAUGGUGGUGGUUUAUUCAUCUCGACGGAGCUAAUUUACCAUGAUACGACGCCAGCAUGGUCGAUAUCAGCCACGCCUACUCUUAACCCUGGUAGCAGUAGCUAUGUAMCGRUUGUCAUGCCCACUAGUAAUAUGCCUUUAUAUGGCAACAUCACCACUAGGAAGAUGCCAAGAGGUAAAAAUUGUGAGACGCUAUCAUGUCAGUUCUACGCYCAGUGCCGCAUGCAUGAAGACUAUGCUCAAUGUGAAUGCAAAGUGACCUGUUCUCUAGAGUACGCACCGGUAUGUGGMACCAAUAGCAAGACGUACAUCAACAAAUGUGUACUGAGGGCGGACUCGUGUAUCUUGGGCCGAUGGAUUCGAGUAGCCAAGAAAGGAUAUUGUGGUUCGCGGUAUCCAAAUGCAGCUCAUUACUGGCCAUUCAAUGCAACCUCRAGUUCUAAAACUCUCCUUGAUGUGCGMGGAAGYUGUAAGACACUAACUUACAAUGGAGUACGUACUACAUCCGCGGAUCAACUUGGUGACGUGCUCUCCCUGGACGGGAUCGAUGACUGGAUAAUCAUWAGUGGUAUUCGUAGCAAAUGUAUUAAUGAUCCUACACUUUGCAGUAAAGGCUUGACAGUUGCCUUUUGGCUUAAAUAUCACGCUGGCGAGUUUAUUUUGUCUGGUGGACGUUACACCGAUCAUCAGAGUGGACCAGGAUUUCGUUUCAUUUGUUUGAACUGCGCAAGYGCAACCUCCACCGACAGCGACAGCCAACAGACAACGAAGCGCUUUGUCCUCGAACUCUCAACACAAAACCAAGAAUGGAAAAUUACUUUAGACUUCCUUCCAAAAGCCUGGUUUCAUUUCGCAUUUACUUGGCAUCUUGACCACGGCCUUAAAGUUUACAAAAACGGGAAAAUAGUCGUAAAGGAUACYACUGCGAGAAUGGUCAAGUUUCCCGCCUUAAGUCAUACUUACGAAACUAUUACUCUUGGCCGGCCGAAUAGCAUUUCCAAGYUACACAAGUAUGGGAAAUUCGAUAUCGGGCAUUUGGUGAUCUGGCGGUACGAGCUCUCGGCUUAUGAAGUAGAGGUCGCCUUCCUUACCGUGUUGGCCAAGACUACUAAAUCACUAAUUUGCUGUCAUUUCAAAAAAAUUGAUCCAUGUUUGCUCAAUCCCUGUUCUAGUGGACCUUCCUGCAGGAACAUUGACGAGAAACAUUCCUGCAUCUGCCCUGAUAUAACUGAACAACCAUGUACUGAACACUCUCGYAUUUACCCUUGUGUUGAUCGAUCCGAUGACUGCGGGAUGUUUGCAACUCAARCCGGCUACUGUCAGUACCACAAGAGAUACAUGAUGUCCAUGUGUGCCAAGUCGUGCAACUUUUGUGGAGACGUGAAUGGUGACCGUUCAUCAACAGUUUUGCCACCAUUACAAACAUCAGCACCAGAGGGCUCGCUUCUCAAGACCAAUAUACCUACAUCUACGCCACGGUUAAGCGAAGACAGAAUCAAGUCUCGUACGAGCAAAAUUACUGAUCAUACAUCUUCUAAAACCGGAGGAAAGAGCUCAGAAAGCGGAUUAAUUCGAGUCUAUGGCAAUAGGUCUAAAUCUAUGAGUACAAUUAAUCAAGAUGGAAGCGAGCUUCCCAGUGAAAAAACAAGGGGUUCUACUGAAUAUGAUCCGAAAACUGUCGCUACUAGUACAGGAGCUGGGUUGAAAUCUUUAAUUGACGCUAAUGCUGACGGAAGUAAAUCCAAGCCAUCGAAAUCCUUAAGUAUAUUGUUGCUGCAUUCGAUGAACGAGAAGAGUUUCUGGCACGAUCAGAAGAAAAGUGCUAUUCUGCAAACUACCGACAACACACAUGAUGCCCGGAAGUCUACGAAAACUACGAUUACAAACCUAUUGCCUUCGCAAAAACCCGAUGAGACUAUCAAGACAACACGGAUGACACUCUUUCCCAGUCCCUCUAUAAAAUCUAAAGGUAAACCGCCAAUUUCAUCUCAUUUUACAGGUUCUGUAGCGGUUACCCAGAGAAGUAUUAUUCGCCCAGAAGCAAGUCCGUCCUUUAUAGGUCCUCAUGAGAUUCAUACUGCAGGUUUUGGUUCCCAGACUGUGUUAUUACAACGUGAUGUGUCUAAAACGCAAAGCCAGAGAAUGCCAAAUGUUUCACCAACUCCAACGCCGUACCCUACAGUCCCGAAACCUCAGUUGUGCGAUGUAGGGCUAAGUAAGUCAUGUAUUUGUAUGAACUGCCAGGAAAAUACGGACCAGACACUCGCAUGCUGUACUGAUGUGAUCGGACCGGAGAAGCUUAAUGAAGCAGUUGUGCUUGAAAUCACCUCGAUAUCUGUACUAGACUUCCUUGCCAAGCAGCCUACGUUAAAGAUAUUAUUAGGUGAAAUUGUUGCUGAUUAUUGCACCCAAACAUCGUGCAUUCAAGAUAUUCAGUCCAAAAGGUUGAAAAGGAAUGUAAUUGGUGAUGAAAGUGCGCAAAAUAGUGGUGUAAAAGAGUCCGAACAGUUUAUUGACACAAUAAGACCUUAUCCUCCUAGGGAUUUGCCCACUAAGAGUCUGUUAACAACGACAAUUACUCCCUCCAAAGCGAGACCUACGAAUGUAAAAGUAGUAGUGUUCAAAUUUGCGCCAAAUUCUGCUCACGGUCAAAAACUUUCAACGGGACUUUUCGUGACGGUUACUUCUAUUGUUGGUGGAAUCAACAGAACUUACGUUCUCAAAGCCGAUGUUCUAGCAGGACUUGUUCGCCGCAAAAGAGACGUGUUCAAGAGAAAGYUAAAUAUAACGAUUGACUCUGUGAUGACAUGGAAAAACUGGCAAGUUACAGUGAGUAGCAAACCGAGGGUGGCCGACUCUACGACAUCAUCUGGAUUUACUCCGUCCGUUGGAGCAUCAGCUACACCAGCUGACACGCCGGGACCUCCAAGCGUGGAAGGACAGGAGGGACGUAACUCUACGACUAACAUGUCACGUGGUACAUUCAUUAUUGUACUCGUGACAGGGAUUGGCGGCUUUGUUGUGCUGGCCAUUAUAAUCAUCUAUAUGCUUGUCAAGUUCCUAAGGCGUAUGAAAGGAGAAUUUGUACCUGAUAAGAUUUACCCCAAUGAACAGAAAGCAAACGGCGGSUCUGAUCAGUUGAUACCUUCAUUUGUUGAUCCCUCGACACCAAGAAUAACAGACGUACCAAAGAAAACUGUAAGAACAGGAGGAGGAGGAGGGUCUUCCGGCGCAGGAGGAGUACAAGGGUCCGGGGGUGGCAAGAAGAGUAAGAAACCUAUGGGAGUCAAGGUUACUUACAAGCCACCAAAAUGGGAUUAAAGUUGUUGUUAUAGGAAUUAGAAUCAUGGAAGAUGGUAAUUGUACUUCAUUGAGUUUUAUUGAAUCAGAAGAGUUACAUGGACUUUACAACUUCUUCAGAUGGAAUCAAAAUCAAAGAUGCAAAACAGCAAGUAAAAGCACUUGGGGCGCAUGCGUAAAUCUGGUUAGCCUUGCAUCCAAAAUGCACUGGCGUUGUUUUGCCAAUUGAACUUCUAAUGAAAGAGGCUGUCAUCAUGAGACAUUAAAAAUGAUAUUUAUAAAUAUGCACUUACCUAAUAGGUAUGAAGAUUAUGAUCAGGUAAUGAUCAAAUAUUUGUUUAAAGCUGUAAUUUAUUUAUCCGGCAAUCCUUGCAGCAGGUUUGCAUACCCAUAAUUACUUGGGAACUAUGAUUAGAUUGCAAGCAAAAUUAAGCAAACGUAAAAUUGAAUGAAACCAAAGAAUUUGAACAUCUACUUAGAGAAAUUCUUGGUAAAUUAAGUGGCAUAAAUCAAAUUGCACGUCGAUAAAAUUCGUAUCAAAUUAAAAUUCACGCUGCACGUACAGAGAUUAGAGAAKCUAUAAUUUUCUCUUUGUUGUACUAAUGUAAAGAUAUAUUUGUGCAUCUUGUGCAACGACUUUAUUUUUAUAUAUGAUUAGAAAUCAAUGUGUGCUAGGUAAAAAUGGCCUUGAGUGGUAAGUAUAAGGCCUGUGGAUUCUUUUUUUACAGCGAAUAAUCGUAAUUCUWGGAGGUAGAUAGAAUAGACCUCUUCGGCUCUGACGUAAUGUUUUCCCAUUUCACAUCACAUGUCAUUCCCUACAUUAUCAUUUCUUUGUUUAAGGUUUGCGCUCGGUUGCACACGAGAAGACACAUGAAUAUAACUAUGUGGAUACAGCUCAAACAAGGAUCUUAUUCUCAAGGGAAUGACACGUGGUCUGAAAUAGGAAGAAGAGGUCUAUUGCUCUUAGUCUAUUUAUGAUGAUUMCUUUCUCUUGACUUCGUCCUCUCCCCCUUUUCAACUCUCCCCGCAACAACCACAACUCCACCAAGUACUGCAGGCUAGUUUUAUAAAGUGGAUUAAGAUAUUUUAUAGAUGAACGUUGAGUAUGGCUGUAUGGCUAUCUCACUUGCUUUAAUGGUCCGUUGAUAAAACUGAACAGCAGUCAUGUUGUUCAUUUAAGUAGAUAGUUACGUUCCUCGUAGAAGACUUGAUGAACAAAGUUAGGUGCGUGGGAAUUUGUUGAGUUUCACUUGACGGUAGUUCMUGUCAUGUACACAAUGUUCAUUAGCUGAAUCACAAGCUUCAAUAGAAUUCUUUUUACUAACACCAAAUGGUGGUCAGUGUUUGACCAGCAAUUACAGAUAAUGAGAGAUAAUGAGAUUCAAAGACUUUUUAGCUGAUUGAAGCCCAGUAUCAGGGAAUCAAUGGCUCAAUUACCACAGGGAUCCCAGUCUGGAUUUUGGUUGGUAGCACGAAAACCAAACCUGGGAUCUCUGUGGAAUUUCCUCACUUGGAAAUGUAAUGAUAGUAAUGUAAGUAAAUAAUUACUAAUUAUUAAUUAAUUAUUAAUUAAUCACACACACAAAAUUAAAUUUUACAAUUGAGCUUUUUCUACUUCAGACCUCACGACAGUAGGAAUUAUAAAAAAAUCAUACUUAAUGGAAUGAAAUGUGGUCUGAAAUGGGCCACCAAUACGACCAAUGUAAAAGGGUUUAAAAAACAAUGUUUUUCUUGUUUUUUUCCUUCCAUUGAAUCAGAAGUGUGUGGCAUGAUUAUCAUGUCAUAUUGUUCGAGUCAUCCUGUAUGGUCGAUGCAAUCGACGCCUAAUUUAUCUUACGUAAGAGUAAGGUACAUCUCAUGGCACAGAAACUUUGUCCUUGCUUGGUCCUAGCCUAACCUAUCGCACUUUUAACUAAUCAGCUAUCUUUUAUGGAAAUCUUUAGUGUCGUCCUAACCUCCUCCGAACGCAACUCUGGUUGGGAUUUUUGGGAAAUGAUCGUGAAUUCUGUGGUUUUAAAAGAAUCUGGUUGUGUAUUCCUGGGUCGAGGAAAAAAAGGAAUGGGGGUCUUCCUCAGUCUCUAGCCUACCUGCGCGUUCCACAGGGUCCCCAAUGCCCAAAUCCUAAAGUUGCAUGCGGAGAAGGCUACGUCUGACCUAAAAGCCGAUCAAAAGAAAUACGUCUGCAAAACGUAUGCUUAACUUAUUUACACAUAACAUGGGGAAGCUAUUUCGAAAUGAAGCAAGAUUUUUUAGUUUACUGGUGACCAAACUCAUUAUUUAGGAAAUAUCUCAACUAAUUAUAAACUGCAUGAAGAAUAAGCUGUUACAGUAACUAUGGAAACUAACGAGGUUAAUCACUCCUAAAAAUUGUACGAGGGUAAAACAUCUGCGCAUGCGUGUAACCCUAAUGUUCAAUUUAUAGUUCCAAACCCUUUAGUUACGGUUGCUAUGUCCAGCACAAGCUUUAAAAAUACAUUAUUUAAAUAAAACUUUGAAAAGCAAGAAUAUAAUAUUGUGUUUUUAUCAGUUUUUACCAGCCCAAGAAAUUUCUGUUGGACUUGGACGCGGUGGGUCCUUGUAAAUCUCGUAGCUGUUGAUAUAUGAUUUUACUUUCACCGGGGAUUAAUUCAUUAUGGUAUUUUUAGUUUCGCAAGAAAUUCUCGGAAAGAAAUCUUUUAAGGAGGCUACUACAUACACCAUAAAGAGCAUGCGCAGUUGUUUUCUUCUCGCGUUAGCUUUUCUAAAUUAAUGAUAACGAAAGGUUGAGAAUUGCAACAAUAUGGAGUUAAUAUUAAUAGAAAAGUUGAUAAAAUAAAGCUGUUAAGCAAAACCA
Molecule: messenger RNA, 7736 nt
Organism: Actinia tenebrosa (Australian red waratah sea anemone)
Lineage: Eukaryota; Metazoa; Cnidaria; Anthozoa; Actiniaria; Actiniidae
Biological process (GO): cell differentiation; multicellular organism development
Cellular component (GO): extracellular region
Molecular function (GO): protein binding
Source: RefSeq, a predicted model, not a curated record